AUGGCCUCCUUCUUCAAGAACGCCUUUGGAGGCGGCAAGGCUGCCGAGGAGCCUGUCGCGAGCCCCGAUUCGGACUUUGCCGACUUCGCCGAUGCUGCCAGCCCGGCUCCUGAGCCUAUCGUGCCCGAUGCCUCUACUGAGAGCGUCGCUCCCGCCGUCACCGCUCCUCCUUACACCAAGUGGUACAACAUCCACGAGCGCCACUCCCUCUCCGAGUUCAGGCUUGAGGGCAUGAUCCUCAUCAUCUCGAGCUUCAUCUUCCUUCUGCACAUGAUUGGCGCAACCCGCAACCGCUCUAGGGCCAAGGCUUGGAUACGCGCUCACGCUCCUGCUCUCCAGAAGGAAUUCGCUCUCGUUGGCUUCGGCGGCGUCCCCACCUUGGACAAUGAUGUCAAGCCCGAUACUCUGAUCAAGGAGAAGUCGCUCUUCGAGUUUGCGACCUACGCCACUGGCCGACAGAACACGGCUUUCAUGGAUGUUAAGCUCACUCUGACCAAGAAGUUCAACCCCAUUAUCAACGGAUUCGAGCACAUCAUUGGCUUCUUCGUCGAGUCCUUCGAUGCUCCCCACGACGUCGCCGAGGCAUUGAUCUAUCCUUUCGAUGGCAAGGAGAGCCUCACUGUUCCUGCUCUCCCCGGUGCCGCCGAGGUCCGCGCCAAGGAUUCCAAGAGCACCUACGAUGGCUUCGUCUGGGCUGUUGUUCACAAGGAUGUCAUGCGCCAAGUUCGCGAUCAGCGAUACGACCUGUCCCUCACCUUCACCAAGGACAACCCCAAGCUGCCCCUCUGGCUGACUGUCAUGAGCGAGAGCGCCGAGGUUACCGAUGCCCUCCUCACCCCCGAGCUCAUCGAGGCUGUUCAGAACGCCGGCGAUCUGUUUGAGUACCUCAUCGUCUCGGACCAGCCCACCGACAAGCCCGUUACUGUCGAGGAGACCUCUCCUCGCAAGCGCCUGUUCCUCAAGUACCGUCUUCCCUCCAACGGCAACUACGAGAAGCUCCUGCCUCUCUUCUCCUACUUCCUGCAGCUUCCCGACGUCCUCGUCAAGGUUGCCCACUUCCGCCCCGAGGUCACCAAGAAGGUCCGCAACACCCGUGAGAACGCCAUCGCCGAGAUUAAGAAGCUUGCCGAGGAUCAACGCCAGGAGGAGCGCCUUGUGGAGAAGGAGAAGGCUCGCAAGGCUAAGCGUGACGCUGACCUCAAAGGUCUCGACGCCAAGGCCCAGAAGAAGUAUCUCGACAAGGAGAGAGAGAAGGAGAUGCGCAAGUCGCAGAAGCGACAGACUAUGCGUGGUUAA
This is a messenger RNA of Fusarium keratoplasticum, 1296 nucleotides long. RefSeq lists its product as uncharacterized. Gene Ontology annotation, molecular function: calcium ion binding. The coding region runs from base 1 to 1296 and encodes 431 amino acids. The transcript has 2 exons. Lineage: Eukaryota; Fungi; Ascomycota; Sordariomycetes; Hypocreales; Nectriaceae. Gene Ontology annotation, biological process: endoplasmic reticulum calcium ion homeostasis. The record is from RefSeq and is a predicted model, not a curated record. Gene Ontology annotation, cellular component: endoplasmic reticulum.